AUGGCAGCCGUACCUCCCGGUUCAUCAAGCCACGCAGCUUUCGCGGAUUUCAUUGCCUCUGAUCCCGAGCUGCCCGUAUUCAGAAGCUUCCAAGCUCUAAGCGCUCGGAACCUCCUUCACCUGCAGUCGAAAAUGCUGGAGAUCGAAGCCGAGCUGCAAAAUUUCGACGAGGAUGAUGCCGUAAGCGUCAGCGAGACUAGCCGUCUCGCCACAAGAGCUCAAGAAAAGGAUUUAAGAGAGGCCAAGAAGAUGGAUCUUGUGCAUCGACUACAAGGAACCAUAAAAGAAUACCAUGGGGCUUGGGUUUUGCGAAGCCAAGUAAUGAAGUUCACAACCCCCAACGAUCGAGUCUUUCACGUCUUUCAGGGCUGGUUCGACUCCGAACAGCCCUUCCUCGGCCAAGGCCACGAUCUACCCAGCAAACGAGACGACUUCAUCGCCCUCGCUCCAUCAUCAGGCGCAGAUUUCCUCACCCGAAAUCUCGAAGAUCUCGCAGGGAGAUACCUAGCGGGGAAACGACACAAGGAAACAACAGAAGUAAAAUACUACUCCGCCCGUCACGUCACCCGCCUCGUCACAAUAAUCACCGUCCUCGCCGCCUCCCUCGUAAUCCAAGCCGCCGUCGUCACCCUCUACCUCGUCCACAACGAAGUCCUACGCCUCUGUAUGAUCGCCGUCUUCACCAGCGUCUUCGCGGCCAGCUUAGCCGUCAUGACGGACGGGCGAAGGACGGAUAUCAUCCUGGCGACGGCGGCCUGUGCGGCGGUGCCGGUGGCUUUUGUCGCGCAGGAUUGA
Molecule: messenger RNA, 795 nt
Organism: Colletotrichum acutatum
Lineage: Eukaryota; Fungi; Ascomycota; Sordariomycetes; Glomerellales; Glomerellaceae
Exons: 4
Coding region: 1-795 (264 amino acids)
Source: RefSeq, a predicted model, not a curated record